AUGUGGCGCGCCAGCCUCGCCCUCGCCGCAGUCGCGGCCGUCGUCGCCGCGUCACCGCCGGCCUGCCGCGCGGGACUUGGCUCGUUUCAGGUGAAUAUAUCGGAGGUGACGAGACUCCGGCGACGAGAUGACGCCCGUCGAAGGCGCUUGGACGGAGUCAAUCACACGCACGCCGUCAAUCACACAACCCACAAAGAACGCGUCGCCCAACACCGGCGCGAGUGGAAGCUCCGUAAAAAGAGCAAGCACGCGGCCGCGGAGCAAGCGCGCGCCGAGAACGCCACGUGCUACGCGAAGAACUACGCGGACCUCGAGUAUCACUAUUGCAAGAAGGGCUGCAACGUCGGCGCGCUCCUCGACCACUUCCGCGACCACGGCCGAGGGGAGGGCCGCAGCUUCGGCUGCGUGAAUAUCUCCGCCGCCGAGAAGGCCAAGUACGGACAGGUGGCGUGUCCCACGGACCAUCACGUCGGCGGGUGCGACGACAGGCUGAACGUAGGACGGCAAGGAUCCCGCGGCGUGACGUGCCGGCCGGUCGGCGGCAAUUGCGCGUGCGGCCGACCCGCGGACUUAGACGCGGCGGCGGCGCGGGCUGGAGCGACGCACGCGCAGAACGCGACCCGCAUCUGCGCAUACGUCCGUAGCUACGAUGGCCACAAGAGCGUGAUCGGUACGAUGCUGCAGACAAUGCGGGCGGCCGCGCGCGCGGCCGGGACGCCGGUGGACCUGGAGGUGCACCUCGCCAACACGGAUAGGCGGCUCCCGCUGUCGCCCUGCUUCCGCCGCCGCGUAGCGUUCGAGGCGUCGUGCGUUGAUCAGAACGCGUCGGGCAGCUUCGAGAUCCACGAGCGCUUCGACGAUCGCUACCAGCGCGCCGAGGCGGCCUUCAGGCGACGCUGGGGCGUCAAGAUCAAAGUCUUUGGCUACAUCCUGACGGACCUGUGGCUCCUCGAGAUGCGCCGGCGAGGCGGCUGCGACUUCAUCCAUGUUACCAAUGGAGACAACAUCUACCACGUCGACUUCUUCCGGCACCAGCUCGCCGUGUUCAACGCGCGCCCGGACGUCGGGUCGACCGCGGUGGACUUCUUCUGCCACCUUCUCAAAAGAUUCCAGAGAGUGGCCUUUCGCAUUGCGGCGAUCGACCUGGGGUGCAUGCUCGUGCGGCCGUCGGCGAUGCGCAACGUGACGUUCGCCGUCGGCCUCUUUGAAGAUGGCAAGCCCCAGCCGUCGCAGGGGCGUCUCCACGCGGCCGACGGCUUUUUCGCCGCGGAGCUCGCCAGGCGAGCGCCCGCCGUCCCGAUCCACGACCAUGGGCCGCUCUUCUUCCACUUUUGA
This is a messenger RNA of Pelagomonas calceolata, 1335 nucleotides long. NCBI's taxonomy places the organism in Eukaryota, Pelagophyceae, Pelagomonadales, Pelagomonadaceae. The record is from the annotation of a GenBank genome assembly.